AUGGGCGACCAAGACCAAUCCCCUGGCAGUUCUGUUGAUGUUGGAGGCCUGAUUCUUGAAAAUCCACCUCAGAAAAAUGUGAAGAUUGAGACAGAAACUGGCAGCAUCGAUUGGAUUAGUAAGCUUCCUGAUGCUCUUAUUGUCCGAAUUCUUUCUCUAUUGCCUAUAACUGAUGCCUGUAAAACAACUAUUCUCUCUAAACGUUGGCAAAACCUCUGGACUUGUAUCCACAACUUUAUUUAUAAUCAGAAGCACGAUUAUUCAGACAGCUCGACAGUGAACAAAUUCAUUUCCUUCAUUGACAAUGUACUACCUCUCCUUAACUGCUCUAGCUUUAAAAGGUUCCAUCUAGAAUUCUCAUUCAACUAUGAUGAUGGCAUGUCUUAUGGUCCCAAAAUUGACGAGUUGCUUGAAUUUGCUGUGAAUAAAAAUGUUGAGGAGCUUCACCUGAAUACAUGGUAUAUUCAUGAAGUAGCUGAAUAUGACCUAUCCUAUAGCUUGCCACAAGUUCUCUGCAGCAGCUCAUCCAUUCUAAAAAUCGAGUGCAUGGAUUGCAGAAUAUCAGAAGAUUGUGUACUAAAUUGGACAUCCCUGAAGAGUUUAUCGCUUGGAUAUUUGUAUCUCAGGGAUGAACAAAUUGAACAAAUAAUGUCGAAUUGUCCUCAAUUGGAAUCUUUGCAGCUAUGUGGCUUUUGUAUUUUUCAUCGUUUGCACAUAACUUCUCCAAAAUGUAGGCGACUGGAACUGAUCGAUCACGCUCAUUCUGAUGGAGAUUGGGGUUCAUUGGAGGAUCCUUGUGGUGCUUGUUGCUUCGAAAUUGUUGCUCCAUAUGUUCAACAUUUAGAGAUUUCUGGGAAUUUUGAUCGUACGGAAAUUAGGCUCGAAGACUUGUCAUCUUUGAUCCAUGCCGAUCUUACUUUCUACCAAGAUGAUGUAAUUUGCGAAACCAUAGCGGAAGAUCUUUUGGUAAGCGUACGUUUUGCUAAUGAGCUAACGAUCUCAUCCUGGUUUAUCAAGGUGAUUUCCGAUUUGAUGUUGGAAGAGGAAGACGUCUCCUUACCAGAGCUGGAGUGCAAGUGGUUGACGAUAAGUUCUUGUAUUCCAAAAGGUUCCUUCCCCGGUAUAGACAACCUCUUAAGAUCGACUCCGUAUCUGGAGAAUUUGAUGAUGUUUCCUGAUACGCUGUACAAAAAAUGUUUUUGGUGGGAAGACAUUGAUUUGCUGGGAGACAGCUACCUCUCCUUGCAAGAAAACAUAUUCAAAGUUUCCUUACAGAAUUUGAAGAACAUAAAGGUUAUUUCACCAUUUGGUAGUUGUUGCCCCAGAGCUGACACAACAGAGCUCCCUCAAUUCUUGAAGUUUUUGCUUGAGCAUGCAAUGAAUCUAGAGAAACUGGUUAUAGAGCCACCGCACAAGGGGUGCAACAUCUGUUCUACUAAUAUCUCAAAACUUAGAAAGAAUUUGUUAGCUUUUCCAAGAACUUCUAAUAGUGCAGUCGUUUCCUUAGGAUGA
Messenger RNA from Lycium ferocissimum, 1512 nucleotides. Its product is annotated as putative F-box protein At1g49610. Gene Ontology annotation, molecular function: protein binding. Lineage: Eukaryota; Viridiplantae; Streptophyta; Magnoliopsida; Solanales; Solanaceae. The record is from RefSeq and is a predicted model, not a curated record. The transcript has 3 exons. The coding region runs from base 1 to 1512 and encodes 503 amino acids.